AUGCAUGAUUCGGUGCAGGAGGUAAUUAAAACGCGUCGUUUUCUGAAGGAGCGACUGCAGCGCGACUACAGCACACUCCGUGGCUACGAGGCGGAGCGUUCCAAUGUGCGGCAGCUGCUGCAACGCACAGCCGAAAUGGGCGAAUCAAAUUCUUUGCUUUUGAUAGGGCCGCGCGGCGCUGGCAAGACCACACUAAUAAAUGCCGUGCUCACGGAUUUGAUGGAGAACAAAUCGUUUGUGGACAACACGCUCAUUGUGCACCUGGAUGGAAAUCUGCACACAGACGAUCGCAUUGCUCUUAAAUCAAUUACUGUGCAAAUGCGCCUAGAGAAUGCGGCCGACGGCAAGGUGUUUGGCUCUUUUGCUGAGAAUCUGGCCUUUCUGCUGCAGUGCCUCAAGGCGGGCGACAAGAAGUCCAAAAGCGUUGUUUUCGUGCUGGAGGAAUUCGAUCUCUUUUGCACACAUCACAAUCAAACCCUGCUGUACAAUUUGUUCGAUGUAUCGCAGUCAGCGCAGGCGCCAAUUUGUGUGCUGGGCGUGACCUGCCGCCUAGAUGUCAUUGAGCUGCUCGAGAAGCGCGUCAAAUCUCGAUUCUCGCACAGACAAGUGUUCCUCUUUCCCAGUGCCCACAAAUUCGAAGAGUAUGUGGCGCUCUUCCAGCAGCUAAUGAGCAUACCCAGCAGCAAGGAGCUGCAAACAGCGGCUGAUCGCGUUGACAGCCUGGAGCUGCUCAAAUCGGAAGCGUUUACCUUUCAACGUAAUCAUUUCGAUGGAGUUGAAUACAAUUUUGAUAAGAAGCAUAUGGAGAACUGGAACAAACAAAUUGCGAAACUUAGCAAGUCAGCAGCUGCACAGAAAACCCUGCAAAUGCUGUACGAUUUUGAUAUAAGCGAAGCAUUCCUCAAGACCUUUAUAUUCCGUCUGGUGGCACAGCUAAGACCGGAGGCUCCACAUAUUACGGGCGAGCAGCUCACAGCGCUGGCCGCUCAAUACGAAUGCGACGAUAAAGUGGAACUGCUCUGCGGUCUCUCAGUGCUGGAGCUGUGCCUGAUCAUUGCCAUAAAACAUCAUUCUAGCAUUUACGACAGAGAUCCGUUCAAUUUUGAAAUCAUAUUUGCGCGCUUCUCCAAGUUCGCCAAGGUGUCCUCGACCAUGCAGGGCGUGGAGCGCGCCGUAGUAUUAAAAGCCUUCGAGCAUUUGCGCAUUGUCGAGCUGAUUAUGCCCCUAUCCAGCAGCGGCAUGGGCAAGCUGCAAAAGGAGUUUGAAAUGCACAAAAUGGCUCUAACAUAUGGACAGAUCCAGCAGGCAGUGCAGCGCUAUCAGGCACUGCCCACGGAGGUGGCACAAUGGGCGCAGAGUUCAUUGAUCUGA
Messenger RNA from Drosophila novamexicana, 1371 nucleotides. It is a transcript of the gene Orc4, whose product is annotated as origin recognition complex subunit 4. The coding region runs from base 1 to 1371 and encodes 456 amino acids. Lineage: Eukaryota; Metazoa; Arthropoda; Insecta; Diptera; Drosophilidae. The transcript is spliced from 3 exons. Gene Ontology annotation, molecular function: ATP hydrolysis activity; DNA replication origin binding. The record is from RefSeq and is a predicted model, not a curated record. Gene Ontology annotation, cellular component: nuclear origin of replication recognition complex; nucleus. Gene Ontology annotation, biological process: DNA replication; DNA replication initiation.